Molecule: messenger RNA, 1068 nt
Organism: Plodia interpunctella (Indianmeal moth)
Lineage: Eukaryota; Metazoa; Arthropoda; Insecta; Lepidoptera; Pyralidae
Exons: 7
Coding region: 55-978 (307 amino acids)
Source: RefSeq, a predicted model, not a curated record
UAUGUCCAAAUUAGUUCGGGCCGUCUCGCCCAUGAUGUCCGAAGGGCGGGCGGAAUGGCGAAUCUAACGAACUCGACAGUCGAUCUUGUGCGCGUAACUCGCGGACACGCGAUGUGGUCAGUUAGCUGUUUGCUCCUGUCUCUGCUCGCAGCCAGUCACCAAUUAAGCAUAGACAAGUUUGAAGUGCCACCAUCAGAGUCUGAGGGGUCUGACGUGGAGUUUAAAUGCACAUAUUCGUUGGAUGCGAGCGACGGCAAAGCGGAGCCGUACGUUAAGUGGUGGUUCUACCCGACGUAUCACAAUGACGACAAGCCGGUGCUAGUUUACCAGCGGUUGCAACACGAAGAACCUUACCUCCACAAGGAUUUUGAAAAGUCCGGGACAAAAGAUAACAUCAUUCUGAAAGAUGCUAAAUAUACAUACUCUGGGAGGUACAUGUGUGAAGCCUCCGGUUACAAUGAGAAGCGCGUCAGCGCGGACUUGGUCAUCUAUUCAAAAGGCACGGGUCCCCUGCUGAACAUCACCGAGGUGGCAGACGGCGCUGACGAGGAUGAGGAUAACGACUUGCUGGUGGUCUGCCGAGCUGGUGACGUCACUCCUGAGGCCGAACUGCUCAUCAGCACUAACGGGAGGCCAUUGAGUGGCAUUGUCCAAGACAACGACACCAUCAGUGACGGGCUAUACAACCUGACUGCCAACGUGACAGUCUCCAAAUCUGACCUAGAGGGCGUUGAAGUGCGCUGCGAACUAUUGUUCCCCAAUAAGGAAUUCCCCCAUUCCCCUUUCGUGGACACAGAGACAUACAGUUCAACAGGAGCCGUGCCCACUGCGGAGCCCGAGCCGGAGCCCCACAACUUGACGCUCAACGGCGACCCGGCGCCUCAAUUUAAUCGUUGUAUCCGCACAAGUGUCGAUCGGUGGUUGUCCAUUGCCGCUGUAAUGAUGGUGCUGCAGUCACUAAUGCAAACAUCCAACUGAAUGUGAUAACUAAAUAGUUUAAGUCAAUAAUUUAUUGUUUCAAUGUGUUUGGUUGCAAUAAACCGCUGUUAAAUAACAAUUUUAUAAAUA